AUGACAGCAAAUAAAAAGAGUCUUUGCAGAAGGGGUCAUUUUUCAGACUGGUCCACAUCAUGGUCAUUAUGGAAAAGCUUUAGUGAUUUUAUUUUUAAAAGAAAUAAUGCUUUUUUAUCCAAAAAGUUAACUGUUGGAACUGUUAGGAACUUGAAAAAAUUCAGCAAAUGUCAGAAUACUGGAAGCAGGCUUGUUAAACAAGUAAAGAAAAAGAUUGCACAUCAAACCUCUACAUCAAGGUGUGUGAAAAAUAUCAGUAACCGUGGAAAAGUAGAGCCUGAUGUAAAAGAGGUUGCAGAGCACAUUUUUUCUGCAAAAGGCUUGAGAAAGAUCUCCAACAACUCAAAACUUGCAUGCAGUAGGAAAUACCUUAACUGUUCAUCAAAAAACACUGAAGCUCAGACUGGCCCAUUAGUGGAAACCAAAAAUCAAGUAAACUAUGGUUUAAUUAAUACACCUGUCCCUGAAAACGCUGUUUUCUCUACAACAAAGGACAAUAAAGGGCUUCAGCUGAAGUUGGAAUGUCCCUGCUCCCUUGUGACUAAGGAUCACCAAAAAAGACAAGUGUUAAGGAAAAAAUCAUUUGGAAUUUUAUGGUUACGGAAAUGCUGUAAUUUGCUUAUGAUGCCUAGAAAAUCAUCUCCGUUUACAGGCCGUAACAGAUUACACUCGCAUAAGCUAGGUGCAAGAAAAAGCCUUAAAAUAUUAGAUUUGUGGCUGUGGUUUUACAAACGAUUUUGGAAGUGCCGUAUAAGUCUAAACAGUAACUUUGAGAAAGUGUUAUCAUAUUUGAAGCUGAAGAUUCAACGACCUGUCAAGGCAGCAAGUAGGGCAUACGAUAUGAACAAUAACACAUCAGGAAUCUUAUGCGAAAUACAACCACGCACAACCAACACUUGCCUACGAGAUGAGACUCUUAAGCUACAGAGAGUGGACAGUGAGACUCAAUUUUCAAAUGUGGCAGCAAACAGAUCGAUAUUAAAAGACAACCAGCACCCAGCUCUCUGCAUGGGUGCUCACUGGGGUUCGGAGGACACUUUGCAAAAGAAACUGAGUGACGUUCCUGUUAUUAAUAGUUAUCCUGAUGAUAUGUGUAUGCUCUUAACGGAAAAAGAGGUAUCUAUAUCUUCCCAGGAGGAAGGAGAUGUACAGGGAGAUCAGGAUGAAGAGACAAUGCUCCUGGCUCCUGAUAAAAUAAAGCCAUGUACAAGUGAAACGGUUGACUUUCAGGACAAUACAGAAGGACUGGAAAAUGGAGAUGAUCCCUGUUCCAUGGAAGUGGAUGAGAACAGCAGUUCGGAUGUAUUUAAUACAAAGUUACUAGACCAUCCUUACUGUAAAAGUCCUUUGCAAGAGACUUUACUUGAAGAGGGAUUAGACAUUUCAGAAAAACAGGCCUUAAAGAAUGGUCAUAAAAUAAUCAGUAAUAUCACUGAUGAUCAACUGGUGUCCUCGAUUUGUGGGCUGCUAAAUGAGACUAUGAAGAAAUAUGGUAGUUUAAUCCCAUUGUCUGAGAGAGAGGUGCUGACUCGAUUAAAGGAAGUCUUCAACGAGGACCUUUCCUACAGGGCUUCCUUCAUCAACAAAGAAAUAUCAAAAUACAGAGCCAAGCAUUCCAAGACUACUGCAUGCAGUUUCCGCGUCUUAUACAAUAAACAUGUGCUUGAUCUGGAUGACCUCACUACCCUCGAUGGACAAAAUUGGAUCAAUGAUCAGGUUAUCAAUAUGUAUGGUGAGCUAAUCAUGGAUGCUGUUCCAGACAAGGUUCAUUUCUUAAACAGUUUCUUUCACCGUCAACUUAUGACCAAAGGUUAUAAUGGUGUGAAACGAUGGACUAAAAAGGUUGAUGUUUUCAAAAAGAUCUUGUUGUUAAUUCCAAUUCACCUAGAAGUUCACUGGUCUUCUCAUUACUGUGAAUAUACCCAAAAAGCUAAUUUCUUUCUAUGAUUCCCAAGGCAUACAUUUUAAAUUCUGUGUAGAGAAUAUCCGCAAAUACCUAAUUACAGAAGCCAAGGAGAAAAGUUACCCAGAUUUUCUUGAUGGAUGGCAGACUACUGUUAACAAGUGCAUUCCACAACAAAAGAAUGACAGUGACUGUGGAGUUUUUGUCCUUCAGUAUUGCAAGUGCCUCGCUCUAGAACAGCCUUUCCAGUUCUCCCAAGAAGACAUGCCUCGUGUACGGAAGCGGAUAUACAAAGAACUUUGUGAAUGCAGACUUAUGGAUUAA
Molecule: messenger RNA, 2227 nt
Organism: Staurois parvus
Lineage: Eukaryota; Metazoa; Chordata; Amphibia; Anura; Ranidae
Source: the annotation of a GenBank genome assembly